UGUCCCUGUGUCACCAUGGUCUCCCUCCCUCUCUCCCCAGGUAUGCUGGAGGAUGGGAAGAAGUUUGAUUCCUCCCGCGACAGGAACAAGCCGUUCAAGUUCGUGAUGGGCAAGCAGGAGGUGAUCCGCGGCUGGGAGGAAGGAGUCGCUCAGAUGAGCGUUGGUCAACGGGCAAAGAUGACCAUCUCCCCAGAUUACGCCUACGGCUCUACUGGCCACCCAGGGAUCAUCCCACCAAAUGCCACUCUAAUUUUUGACGUGGAGCUCAUGAAAUUGGAAUGACCUACCCCAGCACCCUGUCCUCGGGUUUGGCACAUGGAGGAAUCCAGAAUCUCAGCUUCAAGAAGAGUGCACAUGACUUUGUACGGAGCUUUUCCUGAUAGUCCACUACACUCAUUGUAUAACCUUACACCUUGAUUGAAUGCCUUUGGUCACUAAGCUUUGCGUCUGACUCUUCCUCCUUGUAUCGUGUUUUUAUGUCUUUUUAAACUAUACGCCGUAAACCUCAACUCUUUUUUGGGUCAAGUUCUUAAUCUUAUUUUUUGUUCCAGGUGUAGACUAUCUUUUACCAGUAGCACGCAGAUGGGCUGACCUUAGAAAUAGGAAUCGUUUGAACGAAAGGAAACCUGUUAGUUACUGGUUUUGGUGCAGAUCUCUAUGGUGUUUUUAAAACCAGAAAUUGCUGCUGCUGCAAAAGCCAUAGCAGAGUGAGGCUGUCGAGGCUGAAUGGAUGCCGAGAGCAAAGUAGUGCUAGGAUUGUGUGUAGGUACCUGCCUGGAACCGGGGCGGCGAGGGAGCAGCCUCUCCUUUCCCUGUUUUCCCCCCCCGGGGAGGGUGCAGCAUCGCUGGGGGGGCACCGUGAGUUUGCUCCUGGGAAGAGGGGGCCACUCUGCCAUCUCAUGGUGGACCAACCCUCCUUCCUUCCUUCCUUCCUCCCCUCCUCCAGCCCGCUUUUGGAUUUACGGAGAUGGGUUCCCAUCAGAGCUCCACCACACCCUGAAAAUUCAGUAGUUUACAUUGAGCUUUCUUUAAAGGAAAAAAAAAAAAAAA
Molecule: messenger RNA, 1050 nt
Organism: Calidris pugnax (ruff)
Lineage: Eukaryota; Metazoa; Chordata; Aves; Charadriiformes; Scolopacidae
Gene: FKBP1A
Product: FK506 binding protein 1A
Exons: 3
Coding region: 16-282 (88 amino acids)
Molecular function (GO): peptidyl-prolyl cis-trans isomerase activity
Source: RefSeq, a predicted model, not a curated record